GGCAGAACUGUAAAUUACCUUUUCACGAAAAAUAUAUUAAAAAAUUUGUUGUUUCCAAACACUAAGUUUUAAAUACUCGGUUGCUAUUUAUUGUUAAUACACGUUAAUUUGUUCUUUAAUAAAUAUGCUGUGUUUUUGCUGUUAAAUCGUACAUAUUUGUAACAGCUACGUUUUAAAGGAAAACGAGUUUUAAUUUCACUGUCUGGUACAUGAAAUUAAUUAAAAACAAAUAAAAAUAAAGGGAAAUUGAAAAAACAAAGAACGUCAAAUAGUGUGUGUGUAAGCAUGACGUAUGAAGAAACUUGUGCGAGUGCAUGAAUUUGGUAUUCUUAAAAUACAAUGGAAAAUUUAAGAAUAUGUGCCACUGUUUGUCUAGUCAUAUAUAUAGGAAAAUAUCCUAGCAAUCACUGACCUUCAAAUUGAUAGUAACACCAUAUGUUUUUGUUGAUAAAUAAUGAAAGAUCACAUACAUCAGAAGUUAGCUGGAAUGAAAUGAAGCAUGGAUGUUAUACACAACGUUAACAAAAUUAAAAAAAAUAUAAACAUUGCAAUAGAAAUCAAGCUUGUAUCGUAUCACUAGGGGAGAUGUACAAUAUGCAAAUAAAUUUGUAUAUGUUAGUGAAAUAUGACGUCUUAUUCUCAAAACGAUAAUUAUUUCAAUGAAAUUGAUGCCUUAUCCUAUAAUAGCCGACCAAUUAGUAGCACUUUACAUAGUUAUAGCAAUUAUGAUCGUGGUGUUGCGAAAACUUUCUUCCACACAUACGAUAAUGCGCAAUACAGCAAGCAGUGUUCGUCGACCAGUAACGGAGUUAAUUACAAGAAACCAUUUCUCGUACCUAUGACAGUGGCUAAUAAUAGGAAAACCUUUGAAAAAUAUAAUACUAUGAAUGUCCAGUCUGUAAUGGCUACAGAUAAUUUAAUGUUUCACCAUAAUGCCUAUCCUCAGGAAGACAGCAAUACCAAGAAUACAAUUUUGACCAAUAACGAUGACGAUGGUGGAAGUGGAAUGAAGAACGAUGAUGAAUACGAAUGUAACGACCAUUGGAGACUUGUCAACAGUGACACCCAAGGCGAAUUGGGUCACAUGUUGAAAACUCUGCCUGAGAUGGCGCCGGAGCAGCCACACAGCAGUGUUACUUGGGAUGGUAUGUACAAUAGACCACCGAUAAACUUCGACGGUGAAGGUGCCAAUCUGCCUUCAAUAUCAGAAGUUGAUGUAGGUAUUGACAAAACGAAUCCUGCUUGGGGCAAAGACUAUGACAAUAUGCAUAAGAAGUCUAUAAUACCACCCUACGACGUUAGUGAUGAGUCUGGUUCUUAUGGGGUCACGACUGUGUGUGGCAGUAGCAUUCGCAGUGCGAAUAAGUUUUUGCCGGUGGUGCCUUUGCGUGCAUUGUCACGGCCCCAAGUAAAUGCUUGUAUUAAUUUAAAGCGCCAAUUAUUUGAAGAUACCUCAAAUGAAACGACUGCAAGGAAAGACACCGCGACGACAUUAGCGACAAUAAACAACCAGUACAAUUAUUAUGGCGACACAGCUCAUAUCAUACACAUCAAUAGUAGUGCAUCCGACUACUCUGAUUAUUGUCUGACGGAAUCACGCCCACAAAUGGCUAUUCAUAUGCAUCAAUCGUCUUUUGAUGCUGAAUUUAGUUUUUCCAGCGACUGUACGUCUAUCUGUAGCGACUCAACCGCAUCCACCACAACAACAAAUAUCGCACCACAUAAACUGCAUGGACUACAACAGCGUCGAUUUUCGAUUAUACAAGCUAUGACGACUGCUUCUGUAAUAGCUAGCGGCGAGACUCGUAUGUCGCCACAUCAAUUAAGUAAAAAGUUAGGAGGGGCGUCUAAGAGUCUUAAGACAAGCGCCAGCCAUUCCAUCGAUCAGAUAUAUUCAACAAAAGAUGAUAACCGAGAGACCAAAAGCUACAUAUGCGAAAAUACCGAUUUACCUCUAAUGGUCGCUUCCAGAAGUUUAGGCAAUACCACUGCUUUUUCAUCAGUAACCUUAGCUACAUCAACGUCUAUACUGUUGUCGUCGUCAUCUCCGAUAGUUGCAUCGCAGACGCCAAUGUCAACAAAGGUUACGGCGGUGCCAACAUUAAAUACAAUCGCUAAAAAAUUACCCAAACGUCUGCCAGUUGCCCCAAUAACUACGACGACCCGGUAUCCCAGCUUGGGUAAACACUUACCACAACCACCAACAUUCUUACUGGAUUCAUCUUCGUGCUUUAGUAAAGAUGAUAGAGUACCUAUUACAAUUUCUACGGCGCAAAGCUUAAAUUCAACAUUGACACAUACAAUCACCAGUACCCGAACAAAAACAGCGGAAACGCCUGAAGUUAUCAAUACGUUACCGUUCAUGUUACCCACAACAUCGCUAACAUCAUUAUCAUCAUCAUCAACAUCUGUACCACUAAACUCGACAGCAUUAAAACCGACAACAAAACUGGCAGUAGCAACAUCAUCACAAACAACCAUAUCACAAGCAUCUUCCUCCCCCAUUUUGACUACCACGAAAACGAUAACAGCGCUGGAAGCAGUUGUUACGACAACGGCAUCGUCAGCUAAAUCUUUUGAUUCAAGUACUCUUCUUUUUAAUGGUAACGAAAUUAAACGGCUUCACUCCAACAAUGAGAGUAGCUAUGACUUUAGUAGAGAAACAUUUGAUAACGAUGCAAAAAACAACAACAACAAUAAUGGAAAAGAAUUUUUUGAUUUUAAGAAAUAUAAUAUAAAAUCAGAAGAAACAUUAACAAUGAAAGAAAACUUUGCGGAGGAAUUUAUAAGGAAUAAAAUGUCUACUGUGGCAUUUAAAUCUACAUACCCAGACACAGGGAAAACAGAAAACCUGGCAUAUAAUGACCUCGAGCCAUUGAGGGAACCUCCGUCUGCAUUAACAACACCACUAACCACAAUAUCAACUACGACGAACACAUCCGAUUUCAGUGUAGAGGAUGCUUUCGGUGAAAAGAAUUAUUUAAAUUCGUACAUAUCGUCAACAACAUACACGACAAGUAGUAGCAGCAAUUUAACAUUUCCCUCAUUUCUCUCCAUUUCGAAACCUGCAGGUUUUCUGGAUCCAUGUUUUGUUAAAAAAUCUGACCCUAAUACCAUCGAAAGUCACAUAAAUUUUCAACCGUCAUCAUCACAAUUAUCAUCGCGUGACGUUAGCAUUCACAACAAUUCUACUUCUAAUAUGACUUUAACUGAAGCAGUGUCUACUGAAAUAGCAAACAUUAGUGACAGUGAAACUACUGUAUUGAAAAAAACUUUUGGUGACAGUAAUCUCGAUCACAGUCUUAAUAAUGACAACACUGACAGUAUUAACAAAAAUUCAUACUUCAGGAAUGAUUACACUAAGUACAGUUAUAACAGCGCAUUCUCAGACGACAACAAAGGAGACACAUGUUAUACAAGCACCAAACCUCUCACGACUGCGCAUACCCCGCCAGUAUUACCACUAACAUCAGUGGUGUCAUUAAUUACAGAUAUAAAGCCCGAGAUUACAAAUGAAUCUUCCAUAUUACCUCUGAUAUCAUCCUCAUCAACGAUAGCUUCGCCGUGUUCAUUAACAUUAGCAUCAACCAGAACAGUAACCGUCAAUUCGAAAUUAGAGGGUCUGUAUACUUCAAAUAAAUCAGAUGAUUUUAUAGAAGAAUAUACGUUUCCUUCUACGGUAGCUACCAUUUUACCCACAAUUACAACGUAUGUGAGAGUAACAACGGCUGAAAAGUCGCCGCAAGUGAGUCCAAUAAGUGCGGCUGAGUCCUCAACUUUGAAUAAUUCGUGUCCGAUAAUCACAACCACAAAAUGCAGCACUGAUGUGAUGAUUUCAUCAUCAUUAACAUCAUUGUAUACAAAUAGUUUGCCUACAACAAAUUUCAAGGUAUUUGAAUCGUUGCCAGUAAGUACAAGCCCUACUCUCAAAAAAUCCACACAAAGAACAUUAAGCGAACAUAGUCCAGUUGUUGACUUUACCACAAUAACAUAUGAAGACUAUUUAAAAAGUCUUAAUAGUACAUGUAGCCACACAUCUACUACGUCUACAUUUACAACAAUCUCGACGACUGUACCGAUUGCUACAGAUCUACCUGUGUAUAUUAGCGAUACGCUCUUAACAUCGUUUGGUGACUAUUCUAAAAGUUAUUUAAGCAUGUACAAGUUAAGUGAUCUCGAUACUUUUUUACCUACUGAAGCGGAAACAAAACCGCUUGUUAUUGAUGAUCAAAAUAACGCAUUAUCAGACCUAACAGUAGAAGAAAACAAAGCGGAAUUUCCGGGCUAUGUUCCUGCUGCUACCACCAUCGUUUUAAAUAAUAAAAGCAAUGAUUAUUUAACCUUUGAAACGUUUGAUUCUUCAUCAGUUGCACCGUACUCAAAAACAAGUGAAGCCCUUUUGACAACAGUAGGUUUUGAUAACAGUUUUUAUACAAGUUACGAUGUAGACUUAAACUUCUUAAUGAAAUCUGUCACUAUCACCAAUCAGUCAGAAGUGCAGCAAACAACCAGCGCUGUCACAACGACAAUGCCUUUACUUUCAAAAUCAAGUGACAUACAAAGUUUUCCAGAAGUUAGUGAUACAAUUUUUAACACUCCGACAGAAAGCAAUACUUUGGUUUACGCCGUAAGUUGUGUCACUGACGCAAAUUGUAACGCUACUACUAGUGAGAUUACCACCGAUGUCAUUAGACCAGAUAGUGACAACAAGCUGUCAGCAAUAGCAUCAGAAAACGAAGUUACAUCAUCAAAGUCAUCUCCUUCGGAUCCACAUAAAACUCCUACAGCAACAACAACUUUGGUUGCUGGCAAGGCCUCUAACCUGCUGGAUGAUUUCUCCAAGGGUUUGAAAGAUGGGCUUGACGGACUUGUUAUUGGUGGUCGCACAACCAGCAGUAAUAUUUCUCAAAAACAAUCCAGCAGUACAAGGAAGAGCUUCGGUUUCAGUUUUCCUUCGAAAUUGGUACCAAACGUUGGUAACCUGUUGAGCGGAGGCAAUAAACAUAUUUCAACAACAGCGGAGACAACGACCUCAAGUACGCUAAUAAGUGGAUCUACUUUGGAAACAUUAGGAAUUGAACAUAUUACGAUAUCUAUGUCGACGGCAGAAUCAACGCCUAACAGUUCUGACUUAAAAACAAACUUUUCUAACAUACAAAUCGCCAAGGAAGAAUGCUGUGGUAAGAAUAGCCUCACUGUAGAUGAAAAAUUACUCAACAAUAAUGUUUGCAUCACAACUUAUAAAGAAGAUAAUAGGAAAGUUGAAGACGCUGGGAAUUUACACAAAACCCUUCAGUCCUCUACAUUUUAUCACGUGACGAGCAGUGAUGAUUAUGACAAUGCGGGGUUAAAAACAUUCGGUCCAUCUUUUAAAUCGGAAACAAAACUAUACGAUGCAGACAAAACCUUUGCAAACGCAGAGCACGAUGUGAGCUUUGAGGUAAACUAUGAUAGGAAUGGUCAUGCAGAGGAUCAAAGAGAGGCCGGACCACAAUGCAUUGAUGAUAAACAAAGAGUGAUCGCGUUCAGCACUCCAAGUACGCUUCCCGUUUCUACAGCGACUACUGAAACGGUGAAAACUGCAAAGAAGACUAAAAAUAUUUUGUCAUCGUUAUCACAAGUUGCUUCUCAAAUACCUACGCCACCAACUACUAGGACAGCGGUUAGUGUAACAGGAUCCAAACCUGCCAGCGGAGGGAUGUUUGGCACAUUUUUAGGAAAAGCAGCUGCCGCUGUUCAAUCAGCCACGCUGGCAGUUAAUCAAGGGGCUUCAAUUGCAAGCGCGGUUGUACAAAAAGUACCCAACUCUAAUAAUGUUAAGGGCCAACAACAGAAGCAUCAGUUGACACCUAACAAGGAGACGAUUCCCGCAACUACUGACAGCACUGAAACCACUGGAACUAGUUGCAAAAGGGAAGUGAUUUUAGAACAACAACAUGGACGCAGCCCAUAUUCAAUCACCAACAAUGAUAGUUAUGAACACAGUACUCUGAAACUAAUAAAUUACGAACAAAGUUCAGAAUAUCAAACAUACGACCAUCAAAAUCAACACCAAAUGAAAUUGCUCCCAACUGUGCCAGUUGUUACAUCCACUGGCAAAAAACUGCCCAUUAUUAACCCCGCAAAAUCGGGCUACUUGAUGAAACAACAACCAACAGAAACUUAUGACACUGAUGAAGAAGAUGUGCUCAAUACCGACAAAGAUGUAGAUAUCAGGCACGAUCUUAACUAUGACAUUGAUAACGAACAACAUGAAUAUAGCAUAAGUUCGCAAAAAUUAACAGAAGUUUUAGACGACCAAAGGGUCACCAGUCAUCUCAUUAGUAGCUAUUAUGAACACGCAAACGGUGGUUAUGAUUAUCGCGACGAUUAUUUUAACGAAGAGGACGAAUACAAAUAUCUUCAAAUUGAUGAAAAUAACAAAGAGCGGGAAACUCAGAAAAUAUUAAAAGUUAAUAAUGGCAACCAAUUUUAUAUAUCGCCGAAGGAACAGCCACAACAGCAAAAUUCAGUGUAUCAAAAAUCAUUGCAGUACAGUGACGAAGAUAUGCGUAAGUUGGAAACAUCAAUUGACUACGUGGAUGAUAUGUACCCCAGUGAGGAUAGCGGUAAUUACUUAGAUGAAAGCUCAAGUGGUAGUGGAAUAUACCCAAACGCAAUAGACAAGAUUAAUCGUUCUUUAGAAACCCAGAAGCACACAACGCAAACAGAAGAUUUAGUUGUGGCCAAUCUAACAACCACAUUGGCAAAUCAAUUACAAGCACAUCAACAAAUCAAAAAGCAAAACAGCAUCAUUAUGGAAGAGGACGAGUUAUCGUCAAUCGUGCUCAGUGAUAAAAGCGGUGUCUCUCCAGCUAAAUCUCUCAGUCGCAAGUCCAGUAAUAUACUAUUGAUGGAUGAUGUCGACGAACUUCACAAUCUCACAAUCUAUCCAGGCCAUCAGACUUUACAAAUUCGCAAAAAUAAAUUAACCCGUGGUGAAACUGAGGAAGUUGUUAGCGGACACAUGCAGAUCCCCAAGCGUAAACCGGAGAUAACUGCUCGUCAACGAUGGCAUUGGGCCUUCAACAAAAUUAUCAUUCAACUCAAUAAUAGCAGCGGUUCAGUUGAUGGUUGCAUGCGUGCCAAUGGUCACCCUGGGGACAAUCCCUUUUACAGUAACAUUGACAGCAUGCCGGAUAUUAGACCUCGUCGUAAAUCAAUUCCCCUGGUAUCGGAACUGGUGCUUAAGACAAUGGCUGCUACAAAGCGAAAUGCUGGCUUAACAUCGGCAGUACCAAGGGCUACCUUAAACGAUGAAGAGCUGAAAACUCAUGUAUACCGUAAGGCAUUGCAAGCUUUAAUAUAUCCAAUAUCUUCAACGACACCGCAUAAUUUUGUUUUAUGGACUGCGACGUCACCGACUUAUUGUUAUGAAUGUGAAGGUCUUUUAUGGGGUAUAGCACGACAAGGAGUUCGUUGCACUGAAUGCGGUGUUAAGUGUCACGAGAAAUGCAAGGAUUUACUUAAUGCCGAUUGCCUACAAAGAGCAGCUGAAAAGAGUACGAAGCACGGUGCAGAGGACAAAGCCAUUUCGAUUAUAAAAGCGAUGGAAGAACGCAUGAAACAACGUGAGCGCGAUAAACCGGAAAUAUUCGAACUGAUACGAGCUGUAUUCAACAUUGAUGAUAAAUCACAUAUAGGACACAUGAGGGCGGUCGAAAAAAGCGUUUUGGAUGGCACCAGCAAAUGGUCAGCUAAAAUAGCAAUAACAGUGAUAUGUGCUCAAGGACUGAUAGCAAAGGACAAAUCCGGCUUCAGCGAUCCCUACGUUACCGUCCAAGUUAGCAAGGUGAAAAAGCGUACGCGUACAAUGCCACAGGAAUUAAAUCCUGUUUGGAACGAAAAAUUUCACUUUGAGUGCCACAACUCAUCUGAUCGCAUUAAGGUGCGAGUCUGGGAUGAGGACAACGAUCUGAAAUCGAAAUUGCGUCAGAAAUUGACACGAGAGUCUGAUGAUUUUCUGGGACAAGCUAUUAUUGAAGUGCGCACUUUAUCGGGCGAGAUGGACGUAUGGUAUAAUCUGGAGAAACGUACGGACAAGUCGGCUGUGUCUGGUGCAAUACGUCUGCAUAUAUCUGUGGAGAUAAAAGGCGAAGAAAAGGUAGCGCCCUAUCACGUGCAAUACACCUGUCUGCACGAAAAUCUAUUUCAUUAUCUUUGUGAAGAUAAUUGUGGUAUGGUCAAAUUACCACAGCAAAAAGGUGAUGACGCUUGGAAAUUGUAUUUCGAUGAAAUACCGGAAGAAAUAGUAGAUGAAUUUGCGAUGCGCUAUGGAAUUGAAAACAUCUAUCAGGCUAUGACACACUUUCAUUGCCUUUCUGCCAAAUAUCUGUGUCCUGGAGUGCCAGCAGUAAUGAGCACGUUGUUGGCAAAUAUUAACGCUUAUUACGCACACACCACAGCCUCGUCAUCCGUAUCUGCUAGCGAUCGUUUUGCCGCUAGUAAUUUCGGGAAAGAAAAAUUCGUUAAACUUUUGGACCAAUUGCACAAUUCACUACGAAUAGAUUUAUCAAUGUACCGUAACAACUUUCCUGCUUCCAGUCAAGAAAAACUUAUGGAUCUCAAAUCAACGGUCGAUCUCUUAACCAGCAUUACUUUCUUCCGUAUGAAGGUUCAGGAGCUUUCUAGUCCUCCUCGCGCAAGUACGGUCGUCAAAGAUUGCGUCAAAGCUUGUCUUAGAUCCACCUAUCAAUUCCUAUUCGAGAAUUGUUACGAACUCUAUAACCGGGAAUUUCAGGUGGAUCCAAACGAAGCUAAACGUGAUUCUGAUGACCAUGGGCCUAAAUUAGAUAGCGUCGAUUUUUGGCAUAAACUUAUAGCGCUUAUUGUAUCCGUGAUUGAUGAAGAUAAAAAUAGCUAUGGAUCGGUGCUCAAUCAGUUUCCACAGGAACUAAACAUAGGACAACUAUCGGCUGCAACCAUGUGGAGUUUAUUUGCUGUUGAUAUGAAAUAUGCUUUGGAGGAGCAUGAACAACACCGUCUCUGCAAAUCAUCCGCGUAUAUGAACUUGCAUUUUCGAGUGAAAUGGUUGUAUAGCAAUUAUGUAAAAGAGGUUCCUCCGUAUAAAGGGGCUGUUCCUGAAUAUCCAGCUUGGUUUGAACCUUUCGUAAUGCAAUGGUUGAAUGAAAACGAUGAUGUCUCCCUCGAAUAUCUUCAUGGAGCGUUUAAUCGUGAUAAAAAGGACGGGUUUCAAAAGAGCAGCGAACAUGCCCUUUUCUCUAACUCGGUGGUUGACGUGUUCACACAGUUGACACAAUGCUUCGAUGUUGUUAGCAAACUCGAAUGUCCCGACCCUGAAAUAAUGAAACGCUACAUGAGACGAUUUGCUAAGACCAUCGUUAAGGUGUUAAUAGCCUAUGCCGAUAUAGUCAAGAGGGAAUUUCCAGAGCAUAUGAAGGAUGAAAGAGUUGCUUGCAUUUUAAUGAACAAUAUUCAACAACUGCGUGUUCAGCUGGAGAAGAUGUUCGAAUCAAUGGGUGGAGACAAACUGGAAGAAGACGCUGCUAACAUACUUAAAGAAUUGCAACAAAAUCUAAAUUUUGCCUUAGAUGAUCUGGCUUCGAAAUUUGCUGUGAGUUUGGAACCACGGAUUACCCAAUCCGUAAGGGAAUUAGGUGAUUUGUUAUUGGCCAUCAAGGGUGGAACCGGACCAUGCCAAAACGUGAAUACUUCUAAUCAGGUUGCUCAACGAAAUGCUGUAGCCGUCGAAGCUGAUGAAGUACUGCGCCCACUAAUGGACCUCUUAGAUGGAUCCUUAACACUGUACGCGCAAUCAUGUGAAAAGACUGUUCUGAAACGUUUGCUAAAGGAGCUGUGGAAAAUUGUAAUGCGUACUUUGGAAAAGACCAUAGUAUUACCACCCAUGACAGAUAAAACCAUGAUGUUUAAACAUUUGACAGACAAUGCUAAAAACCUCGCUUCGAAUGCUAAAAUCGAGGAUAUGGGUCGCCUAUUUAAAUCUCAUAUGGCUGGUAAACAGGAUGUAAAAAGUGCUUUAAGUGGUGUAAUGGAUAUUUCCAAAGAGGUGGAAAAGAAUCUUUCACCUAAACAGUGUGCUAUUCUUGAUGUAGCAUUAGAUACGAUAAAACAGUACUUUCAUGCUGGUGGUAACGGCUUAAAAAAAACGUUCCUUGAAAAAUCCCCAGAAUUACAAAGUUUACGCUACGCAUUGAGUCUUUACACUCAAAUGACCGAUACGCUUAUUAAAACCUUCAUAUCAAGUCAGGUACAUGAAGAAAAUCAAGAGGAAAGUGUAGGAGAAAUAUCGGUGCAAAUUGAUUUAUAUUCCCAUCCUGGCACAGGCGAAUAUAGGGUUAACGUUAAAGUUGUGGCCGCAAAUGACUUGAAAUGGCAAAUACCAUCCGGCAUGUUUCGCCCUUUUGUGGAAAUUAAUUUGAUUGGGCCGCAUUUGCAAGACAAAAAACGGAAGUUUGCAACAAAAUCAAAAUCAAAUAAUUGGUCUCCGAAAUACAACGAAUCAUUUAAUUUCACUAUUGGCACAGAGGAGCAAUUAGAUUUCUUUGAAUUACAUAUUUGUGUCAAAGAUUACUGUUUUGCCCGUGAUGACCGUUUAGUCGGUGUAGCAGUUAUACCUCUUAAGGAUAUUCUAGAAAAGGGAUCUGUAGCCUGCUGGUUGCCCCUGCAAAGACGUAUCCAAAUGGAUGAAACUGGCUGGACUAUAUUGCGGAUUUUAUCACAACGGAACAAUGACGAAGUUGCUAAGGAAUUUGUGAAACUGAAAUCCGAAAUCCGUCAAGAACCAACUGCUGGGACUUAAAAUAAAUGAGUAACAUUAAAGUCACUAAUGCACACAUGUAAACGAAUAUCUCAUAUUGUAUGGACGGACUCCGUACGGAACAAAAACAGUCUAUAAAAAACUGCUCUCAUAAUGGUACCCCGUUCUCCAUUUAUUUUGAUAUAUAUAUCAUAUACAUUAUAUAUCAUA
Molecule: messenger RNA, 10987 nt
Organism: Glossina fuscipes
Lineage: Eukaryota; Metazoa; Arthropoda; Insecta; Diptera; Glossinidae
Gene: unc-13
Exons: 24
Coding region: 626-10819 (3397 amino acids)
Biological process (GO): synaptic vesicle maturation; synaptic transmission, glutamatergic; synaptic vesicle priming
Cellular component (GO): terminal bouton; plasma membrane; synaptic vesicle membrane
Molecular function (GO): diacylglycerol binding; calmodulin binding; syntaxin-1 binding
Source: RefSeq, a predicted model, not a curated record